AUGCCGGAUCUGUUCCACGGGGAUAGUGUGCCCCUGAACACACCCGGCGGGUUUAAAACCAUGGACUGGGUGCAGAAUCAUCUCCCCAAGCAGGCAGAGCCCAUUACUGAUGUGAUUCUGAAUGAAACGCGAGAAAGACUCGCGUGUGAGCGUAUUGCAGGUGUUGGAUACUGCUUCGGUGCGAGGUAUGUCGGUCGGUAUCUCGGGAACGGGAAACUCGAUGCGUCGGGAUUCACCGCGCAUCCGGGCAUGCUUGACUAA
Molecule: messenger RNA, 261 nt
Organism: Aspergillus clavatus NRRL 1
Lineage: Eukaryota; Fungi; Ascomycota; Eurotiomycetes; Eurotiales; Aspergillaceae
Exons: 1
Coding region: 1-261 (86 amino acids)
Source: RefSeq, a predicted model, not a curated record